UAUAACACACCAACAUAUUACUUAUUGAACCAUUACGAAAUCAAAUUAUCGAGUUGGGAAUCUUCAUUAGGACCAUUCUACAUUAUCCUUAUAUCUAUCUUGAAACGAUGCAAGUCAAAUCUCUAUUAGCAGCUGCUCUACUGGUCGGCCCAGGGGUCCUAGCUGCCCCAGCUUCACUUGAAGCUGUUGCACCUGUCAACAAGCGUGAGGCUUCUGACAACGUUGAAAAGAAAUCACCCGACGGACAAGAGGGUAAUGAAGACUGGUACCACCACCAUGGCUACGGCGGCUAUGGUGGAUACGGUGGCUACCACCCCAAAGUCCGCCGGGACAUGGAUGAAGAUGCACAAGCAGAGGGAAAUGGCUACGGCGGGUAUGGUGGAGGUUACGGCGGAUAUAAUGGAGGAUAUGGUAAUGGUUGGGGCAAGAGUAAGAGAGGUGAUGAGGGAUACAAGCCAUACAAACCAUACAAGCCAGACUACGACUGGUACCACCACCACUACGAGCCCGGCUGGUAUCCUCGCCACUAAUUACUUCACAAUGAGUCCAAAUCUAGAAUAAAUUGAGUUGACAGGAUAUUUGGUAUACUCGAUGGCAAACAAUAAAUUGGAUAAAACUA
Molecule: messenger RNA, 619 nt
Organism: Annulohypoxylon truncatum
Lineage: Eukaryota; Fungi; Ascomycota; Sordariomycetes; Xylariales; Hypoxylaceae
Exons: 3
Coding region: 108-530 (140 amino acids)
Source: RefSeq, a predicted model, not a curated record